AUGACCUGCCAAAAAGCCGCCGCCUCGGCAAUGUCGGUACCUCGUGUUGCCAAGGUCCAUUCGGUCGAGCGGUGUCGACGCCUCGAUCUUGUCAAACAGUACCCUAGAAAUGGAUCGGAGCGUGACCGUGUGUACCAUGGCCAAACUCGUGUCUCGAAGGCCACACUGAAACUACCUCACUGCACCUUCCGCGGCCUACUGUAA
Protopolystoma xenopodis is the source of this 204-nucleotide messenger RNA. NCBI's taxonomy places the organism in Eukaryota, Metazoa, Platyhelminthes, Monogenea, Polystomatidea, Polystomatidae. The record is from the annotation of a GenBank genome assembly.